AUGCCGACCAGUCCUCCGUUCGUGUUGGCACAUCCAGACCUACGAUUCGGCAAUAUAUUCGUUGACGAUGACUUCCACAUCAUCGGCAUCAUAUACUGGGAAUUCACAGGCACAAUCCCACUACAACUAUUCAUACCGCCGCCGUGGGUCACCGGUCACGACCCCGAUACACUGCGAAUCAUGCGUGGACUUGUGCGUGGCCCCUUUCGUGAUGAGAAUUUUGCCGAGUUCCGCGAUGUUCUGCAAAAUAAGCGCCAAACAUGCAGCAUUUCGGAAAAGCUAUGGCACGAGUGGGGAUAUCAACAGGGACAGGCCGGACAAGAAGAGAGCCCCAUUCAAAGAGUCCCAACUAUUGCCCAGAUAUUACGCCACCCUUCCAGUCUCAUGAGCGUAUAUUACUCGUCUCUCUUCCGUAUGCUCUUCGGUCCGCUUGCGAACAGAGAUGCAGAGAUUCGCAAGUUUUUUGACCAUCCGGACAAUGUCAGUCUCGUGAAGCAGGUCGAGCUUCAAAUUGAGAAAUCCAAGCGUUAUACUCAAUAUUUAGAAGAAAGAGGUUUACUCAUCGAGGACGUCCAUAGCCAGCAAAUUCGGGAGUAUCUUGCCAAUACUAAACAUUUGGUGCAUAGAUAA
Messenger RNA from Metarhizium acridum CQMa 102, 630 nucleotides. RefSeq lists its product as uncharacterized. The record is from RefSeq and is a predicted model, not a curated record. Lineage: Eukaryota; Fungi; Ascomycota; Sordariomycetes; Hypocreales; Clavicipitaceae.